This is a messenger RNA of Trichosurus vulpecula (common brushtail), 2339 nucleotides long. RefSeq names its product NOP2 nucleolar protein (gene NOP2). The transcript is spliced from 16 exons. Bases 81 to 2177 code for a protein of 698 amino acids. Gene Ontology annotation, biological process: maturation of LSU-rRNA; rRNA base methylation. Gene Ontology annotation, cellular component: nucleolus. Gene Ontology annotation, molecular function: RNA binding; rRNA (cytosine-C5-)-methyltransferase activity. The record is from RefSeq and is a predicted model, not a curated record. Lineage: Eukaryota; Metazoa; Chordata; Mammalia; Diprotodontia; Phalangeridae.
GUUGGCGCAACCGCUUCCGGAUUGUGGGGCGUGCGAACCGCGGGCUCUGCUGUGCACGUGGACCGGUACUUGGCAGCGUCAUGGGGCGCAAGUUGGACCCCACCAAGAAGGAGAAGCGCGGGCCUGGCCGAAAGGCCCGUAAACAGAAGGGUGCUGAGACCGAGCUCGCUAGAUUCCUGCCCCCAGUUGGUGAUGAAAGUGGGAAGAGGCUCUCUAGCCGUGCAAGGAAGAGGGCAGCCAAGAGGAGAUCAGAAUCUGCAGGGGUUCCUGAAACCAAGAAACUAUCUCCUAGUCCAAAACCUCUAAAAAAAGGAGCUGUCCAGCCCUCUGAGAAGAAAGGACUCCAGGCCUCUGGGCUCAAAAUUGGAAAUAAAGCAUUACUUGUACCUGCUAAGGGCAAAAAGCGCCCAGCCCCCCCUCAAAACAGUGAUGAAGAGGAGGACUCUGAGGACAGUGAUGCAGAGAGUGAAGGGGAUAGCUGGGCUUCUAUGGAUAGUGAAGAUGAUAUGGUAGAUGAUUAUGGUGUGGCCUCAGAAGAAGAAACUGAUGAAGAAGAUGAGCUCUUGCCCAUUGAGAAGGCUGCUCAGAAGCAAAGGGCCCAGGAAGCAGAAACGCUGAGUCAUUGGAGUUCAGAAGAUACUGAUGAGGAGGAGGAAGUGGAACACUCUCCCCAGCUAAAAUCCAAAAAUGUUGAUGAAGAAAAUGGGGAUCUUCAGAUCAACUUGGACAAGGAUGAAAAAUUUGUAUUGCCCUCUGGCAAGGAGAUAGAGCAAGAGAAUGCUCAGGCUCCAGAUCUGCAGUCUGUACACCAGCGAAUCCAGGACAUUGUGGGGGUGCUACGGGACUUUGGGUCUCAGCGAGAGGAAGGUCGGUCUCGGACUGAGUACCUGAGCCGGCUUCGGAAAGACUUGGCUACAUAUUACUCCUAUGGAGACUACCUGAUUGGCAAGAUAAUGGACAUUUUCCCUCUUUCUGAGCUAGUGGAAUUCCUAGAAGCUAAUGAGGUUCCCCGACCCAUCACCCUCAGGACCAACACCCUGAAAACCCGUCGCCGGGAUUUGGCUCAGGCCUUGAUCAACCGAGGGGUGAAUCUGGAUCCCUUGGGUAAAUGGUCAAAAACUGGACUGGUGGUGUAUGACUCUUCUGUGCCUAUUGGGGCUACCCCUGAGUACUUGGCAGGGCACUACAUCCUUCAAGGUGCUUCCAGUAUGCUGCCUGUCAUUGCCUUGGCACCGCAGGAACACGAGCGUAUUUUGGAUAUGUGUUGUGCCCCUGGUGGCAAGACUAGCUACAUAGCCCAACUGAUGAAGAACACAGGAGUGAUCCUUGCCAAUGAUGCUAAUGCUGAGCGCCUCAAGAGUGUCGUAGGCAAUCUGCACCGGCUGGGCGUCACCAACGCCAUCAUCAGCCAUGAUGAUGGACGCCAUUUCCCUAAGGUGGUAGGAGGCUUUGAUCGGGUACUGCUCGAUGCCCCAUGUAGUGGCACUGGUAUCAUCUCUAAGGACCCAUCUGUGAAGACUAACAAGGAUGAAAAAGACAUCAAGAGAUGCGCCCACAUCCAAAAGGAACUGCUCCUGAGUGCUAUUGAUUCUGUUAAUGCUGCUUCCAAGACCGGAGGCUACAUCGUCUACUGCACUUGCUCCAUUACGGUAGAAGAAAAUGAAUGGGUGGUAGAGUAUGCCCUGAGGAAGAGGAAUGUGCGGCUGGUGCCCACAGGGCUGGACUUUGGCCAGGAAGGCUUCACCCAUUUCAGAGAACAUCGAUUCCAUCCCACACUUCGGUCUACCCGACGUUUCUAUCCCCAUACACACAACAUGGAUGGCUUCUUCAUUGCCAAGUUCAAGAAGUUUUCCAAUAUUAUACCUCAGUCUAAGAAAAGUGAUGCAGCAGCUGACCCCACAGACUCCAGACCGACCGAUGGGCCUUCUGCAGCUAAAGCCCAGGUGGUCCCCCAGCCUAAAAUCAGCCCUAAGCUUGUCAAGAAGACCAAGCAAGCUGGAAAGGCAAAGGUGAAGCUAGGAGCUGGAAAGGCAGGAGUGAAGCAACAACAGCAGCCCCCUAAGAAGACUGUUUUCCAGAAUGGGAAGCCCAUCCACAAGGGCCCUCGGCCUCCUACAGCAAGGACUCCUAGUUCCAGCCGGCCCCCACCUAGGAAGAAGCAGAAGUCUCAGUCCUGACAUAGUAGCCACUGUAGGGUCUUGAAUUACCAGACUAGUGUGACUGUGAGCUUCUUUCAGGAGCUUGGCCUUAUCUUUUGGAGAGAAGUCUUGUCUGACUUAAGACACAGUCCAAUUAACCUUCCCCUUGUAUACAUAUAAAUAUGCCCAUCCCCAUCUCUA